This is a messenger RNA of Miniopterus natalensis, 13513 nucleotides long. Lineage: Eukaryota; Metazoa; Chordata; Mammalia; Chiroptera; Miniopteridae. The record is from RefSeq and is a predicted model, not a curated record.
GUAACGGGGCGGAAGAAGUCUUCACCACUCGAUUCUGCGACCGAUGUCGCUUCUGUGACUCUUGGGGAUACGACAGCUGCCAAAACCAAAAUACUUAUGAAGAAAGGGAGAGGGAGUCUGGACAAAGCCGCCCUGGACCUUGGCGCCCCCGCCCCCGCCCUGGAGAAGGAGAAGUCGCUCUGCCUCUCCGCCCCCUCGUCCAGCGCGGUCAAACACUCCACCUCCUCCAUCGGCUCCAUGCUGGCCCAGGCGGACAAGCUGCCCGUGACCGACAAGAGGGUCGCCAGCCUCCUGAAAAAGGCCAAGGCCCAGCUCUGCAAGAUUGAGAGGAGUAAGAGUCUUAAGCAAACUGACCAGCCCAAAACACAGGGUCAAGAAAGUGAUUCAUCAGAGACCUCUGUGCGAGGACCCCGGAUUAAACACGUCUGCAGAAGAGCUGCUGUUGCCCUUGGCCGAAAGCGAGCUGUGUUUCCUGAUGACAUGCCCACCCUGAGUGCCUUACCGUGGGAAGAACGAGAGAAGAUUCUGUCUUCUAUGGGGAAUGAUGACAAGUCCUCAAUUGCUGGCUCAGAAGAUGCUGAACCUCUCGCUCCACCCAUCAAACCAAUCAAACCUGUCACCAGAAACAAGGCGCCUCAGGAGCCUCCAGUGAAGAAGGGACGGCGGUCAAGGCGGUGUGGGCAGUGUCCUGGCUGCCAGGUGCCUGAGGACUGUGGUGUCUGUACUAAUUGCUUAGACAAGCCCAAGUUUGGUGGCCGCAAUAUAAAGAAGCAGUGCUGCAAGAUGAGGAAGUGCCAGAAUCUGCAGUGGAUGCCUUCCAAAGCCUACCUUCAGAAGCAAGCAAAAGCUGUGAAAAAGAAAGAGAAAAAGUCUAAGACCAGUGAAAAGAAAGAGAGCAAAGAGAGCAGUGUUGUGAAGAACUUGGUGGACUCUAAUCAGAAACCUACCCCACCAGCAAGAGAGGAUCCCGCCCCCAAGAAAAGCAGCAGUGACCCUCCCCCGCGAAAGCACACUGAGGAAAAGAGUGAAGAUGGGAAUGCCCCAGCUCCAGGACCUGAGUCCAAACAGGUUACCACACCAGCUUCCAGAAAGUCCAGCAAGCAGGCCUCUCAGCCAGCCCCAGUCAUCCCCCCACAACUGCCCAGCACAGUACCACCAAGAAAAGAAGUUCCCAAGACUAUGCCCAGUGAGCCCAAGAAAAAGCAGCCUCCACCACCAGAAUCAGGUCCAGAGCAAUGCAAGCAGAAAAAAGUGGCUCCUCGCCCAAGUAUUCCUGUAAAACAAAAACCAAAAGAAAAGGAAAAACCGCCUCCAGUCAAUAAGCAGGAGAACACAGGCACUUUGAACACCCUCAGCACUCUCUCCAAUGGCAGUACUUCUAAGCAGAAAGUCCCAGCAGAUGGAGUCCAUAGGAUCAGAGUGGACUUUAAGGAGGACUGUGAAGCAGAAAAUGUGUGGGAGAUGGGAGGCUUGGGGAUCUUGACCUCUCUUCCUAUAACACCCAGGGUGGUUUGCUUUCUCUGUGCCAGUAGUGGACACGUAGAGUUUGUGUAUUGCCAAGUCUGUUGUGAGCCCUUCCACAAGUUUUGUUUAGAGGAGAAUGAGCGCCCUCUGGAGGACCAGCUGGAAAAUUGGUGUUGUCGCCGCUGCAAGUUCUGUCAUGUUUGUGGAAGGCAGCAUCAAGCGACGAAGCUGCUGGAAUGUAACAAGUGCCGAAACAGCUAUCACCCCGAGUGCCUAGGACCUAACUACCCCACCAAACCCACAAAGAAAAAGAAAGUUUGGAUCUGUACCAAGUGUGUGCGCUGCAAGAGCUGUGGGUCCACAACCCCAGGCAAAGGGUGGGAUGCACAGUGGUCUCACGACUUCUCGCUGUGCCAUGACUGUGCCAAACUCUUCGCUAAAGGAAACUUCUGCCCUCUCUGUGAUAAGUGUUACGACGACGACGACUAUGAGAGUAAGAUGAUGCAGUGUGGGAAGUGUGAUCGCUGGGUCCAUUCCAAAUGUGAGAAUCUUUCAGGUACAGAAGAUGAAAUGUAUGAGAUUCUAUCUAAUCUGCCAGAAAGUGUGGCCUACACUUGUGUGAACUGUACUGAACGUCACCCUGCGGAGUGGCGGCUCGCCCUUGAAAAAGAGCUACAGACAUCUUUGAAGCAGGUCCUCACGGCCUUGUUGAACUCUCGGACCACCAGCCAUUUGUUACGCUACCGACAGGCUGCCAAGCCUCCAGACUUAAAUCCCGAGACCGAGGAGAGUAUACCAUCCCGCAGCUCCCCAGAGGGACCCGACCCGCCUGUGCUUACUGAGGUCAGCAAGCAGGAAGAUCAGCAGCCUUUAGAUCUGGAAGGAGUCAAGAGGAAAAUGGACCAAGGCAACUACACAUCUGUGUUGGAGUUCAGUGACGAUAUCGUGAAGAUCAUUCAAGCAGCCAUUAAUUCAGAUGGAGGGCAGCCAGAGAUUAAAAAAGCCAACAGCAUGGUCAAGUCCUUCUUUAUUCGGCAAAUGGAACGUGUUUUUCCAUGGUUCAGUGUCAAAAAGUCCAGGUUUUGGGAGCCAAAUAAAGUAUCAAGCAACAGUGGGAUGUUACCAAACGCAGUGCUUCCACCUUCACUUGACCAUAAUUAUGCUCAGUGGCAGGAGCGAGAGGAAAACAGCCACACUGAGCAGCCUCCUUUAAUGAAGAAAAUCAUUCCAGCUCCCAAACCUAAAGGGCCUGGAGAACCAGACUCACCAACUCCUCUGCACCCUCCUACACCACCAACUCUGAGUACUGAUAGGAGUCGAGAAGAUAGUCCAGAACUGAACCCACCUCCAGGCAUAGAAGAUAACCGACAAUGUGCAUUGUGUUUGACUUAUGGUGAUGACAGUGCUAACGACGCUGGCCGUUUGCUGUACAUUGGCCAGAACGAGUGGACACAUGUGAACUGCGCCUUGUGGUCGGCAGAGGUGUUUGAAGAUGACGACGGGUCUCUGAAGAACGUGCAUGUGGCCGUGGUCAGGGGCAAGCAGCUGCGGUGUGAGUUCUGCCAAAAGCCAGGAGCCACUGUGGGCUGCUGCCUCACAUCCUGCACCAGCAACUACCACUUCAUGUGUUCCCGGGCCAAAAACUGUGUCUUCCUGGAUGACAAAAAAGUAUAUUGCCAACGGCAUCGGGAUUUGAUCAAAGGCGAGGUGGUCCCUGAGAAUGGAUUUGAAGUUUUUAGAAGAGUGUUUGUGGACUUUGAAGGAAUCAGCUUGAGAAGGAAGUUUCUUAAUGGCUUGGAACCAGAAAAUAUUCAUAUGAUGAUUGGUUCCAUGACAAUUGACUGCUUAGGAAUUCUAAACGAUCUUUCUGACUGUGAAGAUAAGCUUUUUCCUAUUGGAUAUCAGUGUUCCAGAGUGUACUGGAGCACCACAGAUGCUCGCAAGCGCUGCGUGUAUACGUGUAAGAUAGUAGAGUGCCGUCCACCAGUUGUAGAGCCAGACAUCAACAGCACUGUUGAACAUGAUGAAAAUAGGACCAUCGCUCAUAGUCCAACAUCUUUUGCAGAAAUUUCAUCUAAAGAAAGUCAAAACACAGCUGAAAUUGUAAGUCCUCCAUCACCAGACCGACCUCCUCAUACUCAAACCUCUGGUUCCUGUUUUUAUCACGUCAUCUCAAAGGUUCCUAGGAUUCGAACACCCAGUUAUUCUCCGACACAGAGAUCCCCUGGCUGUCGGCCAUUGCCUUCUGCAGGAAGUCCUACUCCAACCACUCAUGAAAUAGUCACAGUGGGUGAUCCUUUACUCUCCUCUGGACUUCGAAGCAUUGGCUCCAGGCGUCAUAGUACUUCUUCCGUAACACCCCAGCAGUCUAAACUCCGGAUGAUGUCUCCCAUGAGAACUGGGAAUACCUACUCCAAGAAUAGUGUUUCCUCAGCCUCCACCACAGGGACCACUACAGAUCUUGAGUCAAGUGCCAAAGCAGUUGAUCAUAUUUUAGGGCCACUAACUUCAAAUACUCAUUUAAGGCAAAACACUCCCACCUCUUCAAACUUGCAAAGGACAGUGGUUACUAUGGUCGCUAAAACCAGUCACUUGGAUGGCUCUUCAUCCUCAGAAAUGAAGCAUUCCAGUGCUUCAGACUUGGCAUCCAAUAGCUCCUCUUUGAAAGGAGAGAAGACCAAAAUACUGAGUUCCAAGAGCUCAGAGGGAUCUGCACACAGUGUGGCUUACCCUGGCAUUCCUAAACUGACCCCACAGCUUCAUAAUACAUCUGGCGAAUUAAAUGUUAGUAAGAUGGGCAGUUUUGCUGAAUUCUCUUCAGUGCCAUUUUCUUCUAAAGAGGCUCUCUCCUUCCCGCCGCUCCAUUUAAGAGGGCAGAGGGGUGAUCGAGACCAACAUGCAGAUUCCAACCAGUCAGUAAGUCCCCCUCCUGAUGAAGAUAAUGACCUCAAAACCUUGAAGCUUUCUGGAGUGAGUAACAGGUCGUCUAUUAUCACUGAACAUGUGGGAUCUAGUUCCAGAGACAGGAGACAGAAAGGGAAAAAAUCUUGUAAAGAAACUUCCAAAGAAAAGCAUUCCAGUAAAUCCUUUUUGGAACCUGGUCAGGUGAUGGCUGGUGAGGAAGGAAACCUAAAGUCAGAGUUUGUUGAUGAAGUUUUGACUCCUGAAUUUAUGGGGCCACGACCAUGUAAUAAUGUUUCUUCUGAUAAGAUUGGGGACAAGGUCAUUUCUACUCCAGGAGUCCCCAAGGCUCCAUCCAUGCAAGUAGAAGGCCCUGCCAAGGAAUCACAGACACCCCGGAAACGCACAGUGAAAGUGACACUGACACCCCUGAAGAUGGAGAGUGAGAGUCAGUCCAGGAAGACCCUGAAGGAAAGCAGUCCUGCUUCCCCUUUGCACAUGGAGUCAGCAUCUCCAUCAGAACCAGUUUCAGCCUCUGGAAGUCCAGGAGAUGGUCCAGUGGCCCAACCAAGCCCCAAUAAUACCUCAUCCCAGGAGUCUCAGAGUAACAACUAUCAGAAUCUUCCUGUACAGGACAGAAACCUAAUGCUUCCAGAUGGCCCCAAGCCUCAGGAGGAUGGUUCUUUCAAGAGGCGGUACCCUCGCCGUAGUGCCCGUGCACGGUCUAACAUGUUCUUUGGGCUCACCCCGCUCUAUGGAGUGAGAUCCUAUGGUGAGGAGGACAUUCCGUUCUACAGCAGCUCCACGGGGAAGAAACGGGGCAAGCGGUCAGCCGAAGGACAGGUGGAUGGGGCUGAUGACUUGAGCACUUCAGAUGAGGACGACUUAUACUACUACAAUUUCACUAGAACGGUGAUUUCUUCAGGAGCAGAGGAACGGCUGCCAUCCCAUAGUUUGUUUCGGGAGGAAGAACAGUGCGAUCUUCCAAAAAUUUCCCAGUUGGAUGGUGUUGAUGAUGGGACAGAGAGUGAUACUAGUGUCACAGCCACUACGAGGAAAACCAGCCAGAUUACAAAAAGAAAUGGUAAAGAAAAUGGAACAGAGAACUUAAAGAUUGAUAGACCUGAAGAUGCUGAAAAAGAACAUGUCAUUAAGAGUUCUGUUGGCCAUAAAAAUGAGCCAAAGAUGGAUAACUGCCACUCUGUGAACAGGGUUAAAGCCCAGGGCCAGGAUUCCUUGGAAGUUCAGCUCAGCUCAUUGGAGUCAAGCCGCAGAGUCCACACAAGCACCCCCUCGGACAAAAAUAUAUUGGACACCUAUAAUACUGAGCUCCUGAAAUCCGAUUCAGAUAAUAACAACAGUGAUGACUGUGGGAAUAUUCUGCCUUCAGACAUUAUGGACUUUGUACUAAAGAAUACUCCAUCCAUGCAGGCUUUGGGUGAGAGUCCAGAGUCCUCCUCAUCAGAACUCCUGAAUCUUGGUGAAGGUUUGGGUCUUGACAGUAAUCGUGAAAAGGACAUGGGUCUCUUUGAAGUGUUUUCUCAGCAGCUUCCAACAACAGAGCCUGUGGACAGCAGUGUCUCUUCCUCUAUCUCAGCAGAAGAGCAGUUUGAGUUGCCUCUAGAACUACCAUCUGAUCUCUCUGUACUGACCACCCGGAGCCCCACUGUUCCCAGCCAGAAUCCCAGUAGAUUGGCUGUAAUCUCAGACUCAGCAGAGAAGAGAGUAGCCAUCACUGAGAAACCUGUGGCCCCUUCUGAGGAUGACUCCACACUGCUGAGUCCAGGAGUAGACCCGGCGCCUGAAGGCCACAUGACUCCCGACCGUUUCAUCCAGGGACACAUGGAUGCCGACAUCUCCAGCCCACCCUGUGGCUCAGUGGAGCAAGGUCAUGGCAGCAAUCAGGAUUUAACUAGAAACAGUAGCACCCCUGGCCUUCAGGUACCUGUUUCCCCUACUGUUCCCGUCCAGAACCAGAAAUAUGUGCCCAAUUCUACUGAUAGUCCUGGCCCAUCUCAGAUUUCUAACGCAGCUGUCCAGACCACUCCACCCCACCUGAAACCAGCCACUGAGAAACUCAUUGUUGUUAACCAGAACAUGCAGCCACUUUACGUUCUCCAAACUCUUCCAAAUGGAGUGACCCAAAAAAUCCAAUUGACCUCUUCUGUUAGUUCUACACCCAAUGUGAUGGAGACAAAUACUUCAGUAUUGGGGCCCAUGGGCAGUGGUCUCACCCUAACCACAGGACUAAAUCCAAGCUUGCAAACUUCUCAAUCUUUGUUCCCUCCUGCUAGCAAAGGAUUGCUCCCCAUGCCUCAUCACCAGCACUUACAUUCCUUCCCUGCAGCUACUCAAAGUAGUUUCCCACCUAACAUCAGCAGUUCUCCUCCAGGCCUACUUAUUGGGGUUCAGCCUCCUCCAGAUCCCCAACUUUUGGUUUCAGAAGCUAGCCAGAGGACAGACCUCAGUACCACAGUAGUCACUCCAUCCUCUGGACUCAAGAAAAGACCCAUAUCUCGUCUACAGACCCGAAAGAAUAAAAAACUUGCUCCCUCUAGUACCCCUUCAAACAUUGCCCCUUCUGAUGUGGUUUCUAAUAUGACAUUGAUUAACUUCACACCCUCCCAGCUUCCAAACCAUCCCAAUCUGUUAGACUUGGGCUCACUUAAUACUUCAUCUCACCGAACUGUCCCCAACAUCAUAAAAAGGUCUAAAUCUGGCAUCAUGUAUUUUGAACAGGCACCCCUGUUACCACAGACUGUGGGAGGAACUGCUGCCCCAGCGGCGGGCACAUCAGCAGUGAGCCAGGACACUGGCCACCUCACUUCAGGGCCUGUGGCUGGCUUGGCAUCCGGUUCCUCCGUCUUGAAUGUUGUAUCCAUGCAAACUACAACCGCCCCUACAAGUAGUGCGCCAGUUCCAGGACAUGUCACGCUAACCAACCCGAGGUUGCUGGCUACCCCAGAUACCGGCUCAGUAAGCAAUCUUUUAGUUAAAGCUGGCCAGCAGGGCCUGGGGAUUCAGGACCAGCCUGUGGCUUUACCACCAAGUUCAGGAAUGUUUUCACAACUGGGGUCAUUACAGACUCCCUCUGCUGCUGCGAUGCCAGCUGCAUCUAGCGUCUGUGUCCUGCCCUCGUCUCAGACUGUGGGCAUACCGGCUGCUUCACCUUCCAGGGAAGCUGAAGAGCACUAUCAGCUUCAGCAUGUGACCCAGCUGCUUGCCAACAAAACUGGAAUCCUCUCCUCCCAGUGUGACCUUGACUCUGCUCCAGGGACCCAGGGGUCCAGCUUUACGCAGACGGAUGCUCCUAAUAGCAUGGGGCUGGAACAGAAGAAGGCUUUAUCCUCAGCUAGACAGGUCAACUCAGCCCCUCCUGGAGGCUCCCCAUCCCCUGGACAGCAGUCAGCAAGUCCCUCAGCGCCGGGUCCCAUGAAACCCAAACCGAAAAUCAAACGGAUUCAGCUGCCUUUGGACAAAGGGAAUGGCAAGAAGCACAAAGUUUCCCAUUUGCGGACCAGUCCUUCUGAAGCACACAUUCCAGACCAAGAAGCCAGCGCACCGUCCCUGACCUCGUCCACAGGGACUCCAGCAGCAGGGGCUGAGCAGCAGGACACCGCUGGGGCGGAGCAGACCUCACCAAAGGAGUGUGGGCAGCCUGCGGGGCAAGUGGCUAUCCUUCCUGAGGUUCAGACAACACAAAAUCCAGCCAAUGAACAAGAAAGUGCAGAGCCCAAGGCCGCGGAAGAGGAAGAGAGUGGCUUCAGCUCGCCACUGAUGCUCUGGCUCCAGCACGAGCAGAAGCGGAAGGAGAGCAUCGCCGAGAAGAGGCCCAAGAAAGGGCUUGUGUUUGAAAUUUCGAGUGACGACGGCUUUCAGAUCUGUGCAGAGAGUAUCGAAGAUGCCUGGAAGUCGUUGACAGAUAAAGUCCAGGAAGCCCGAUCAAAUGCCCGCCUAAAGCAGCUCUCAUUUGCAGGUGUGAAUGGUUUGAGGAUGCUGGGGAUUCUCCAUGAUGCGGUUGUGUUCCUGAUUGAGCAGCUGUCAGGUGCCAAGCACUGUAGGAAUUACAAAUUCCGUUUCCACAAGCCAGAGGAGGCCAAUGAACCGCCCUUGAACCCUCAUGGCUCAGCCAGGGCUGAAGUCCACCUGAGGAAGUCAGCAUUUGACAUGUUUAAUUUCCUGGCUUCCAAACAUCGGCAGCCUCCUGAAUACAACCCCAAUGAUGAGGAAGAGGAGGAGGUCCAGCUGAAGUCAGCGCGGAGGGCAACUAGUAUGGACCUGCCAAUGCCCAUGCGUUUCCGGCACUUAAAGAAGACUUCUAAGGAGGCUGUUGGUGUCUAUAGGUCUCCCAUCCAUGGUCGGGGUCUUUUCUGUAAGAGAAACAUUGAUGCAGGUGAGAUGGUGAUCGAGUAUGCUGGCAAUGUCAUCCGCUCCAUCCAGACUGACAAGAGAGAGAAGUAUUAUGACAGCAAGGGCAUAGGCUGCUACAUGUUUCGCAUUGAUGACUCUGAGGUGGUGGAUGCCACCAUGCAUGGGAACGCUGCGCGCUUCAUCAACCACUCCUGUGAGCCUAACUGCUACUCCCGGGUCAUCAAUAUUGAUGGACAGAAGCACAUUGUCAUCUUCGCCAUGCGCAAGAUCUACCGAGGGGAGGAGCUCACUUACGACUACAAGUUCCCCAUUGAGGACGCCAGCAACAAGCUGCCCUGCAACUGUGGCGCCAAGAAAUGCCGGAAGUUCCUAAACUGAAGCUGCUUUACCUCCGGUGUUGGAGUGCCAGGAGCCAGCCACCCAGAGCAGUCUGAGGCCUUGCAGCAGCUGGUUCAGGAUUGAGUGGGCACAGUUGAGGGGCCUCCGUGAUGGCUGAGCGCCCUUGUGUGUCCCGUAUUCACAUUGUACGUGUGAUCAUGGUCCUGGGGAGAGAUGAGGUCUCAGAGAAAAGAUCCGCAAUCUGCCUUCUGCUGGGGCCCCUCUGGUGAUACGCCUUUGAGAUGUGGGGAAAGGGAUCCCUAGUAGACUUGCCUGGAAGGAGCUAUGGGUUAGUUACGUUGGGAGGUUGGCCUGAGCAUCUCCUCAGAGAGAGGUUGCCAUCCUCUCCUUGGCCCUUUCUCAAGCACUGUAGCAAGGGGUCAGGCAACGCCCCAGGUGUGGGGUUGUUUGGGUCCCUGGCUGUUUGCCAGCCGGGCCCAGCCCGUAGCCAUCUGUUGAACAAACAGAAGGUCUGGUGGUUUCCCUGCUAUCUUCCCACCUGAGCAUUCACUUCUGGUUGGGAAACAAGAUUCUUAGCACCUUUGGUGUCAAAAGGCUGUCUUGGGGUUGUGCCAAUUACCAGACAUGGAGCCUGUGGGCUUUAAGUGGGAGUAUUAACCCCAUGAGCCUUAUCUCAGCCAAUCACCUUGACAGUAGGCGCAGCUUCCUUCUCAUUCCUUCUCUUCCCUCUACUUUUGUCCUUCCUGUUCUGCAUCCCACUGCUUUCCGUUCUCUCUGGUGGCAGGAGCCAGUGCCUCCCUGCUCAAGGACUCCCUGUUGGGCAUGCUGUGUGCGCCUGUGAGGACGCGCCCUGAGCCUGGAAGCACUCCCAGUGGGCAAGUGGGCAGGAGCCAUUGGCCAUAACCAGACAGAAUUAGGAGUUUCCUCAAAGCUCCACUGAGAGUUUUGAAGAAAUAUCUGUAGCCUGGUGUUUUAGAAGAGGAAAAGGUUAUUUAAAUAGUUGAAUCAUGCAACAGCCAGAGCGUCACACCCAGGACGACCUCUGGGCCCCAUUCCCGGGACAUGGUGACUUUAUUUUCUCGUUGCUAAGACAUAGGAAGACUUAACAUUUAAAUGGUCGAUGUCCAGUUGAAGGCACAACACUAAUCAGAUUUCAAGGCCCAAAACUUGGGGACUGACCACCUUGCAUUGAGGAAACUCGCCACCUGUGCAGAAUCCACGGAUAAAGUGAAUCAAAUGACACUACUGCCCUGAUCACCCUUAGGAUGUGGCCACACAGCAGCAACUGUUUCUCUCCCUCCCCCAGACAGUGUCCGGAACCUAUUAAAUUAAGUCAUCGGAUUUUACUCUGUUCUGUUUACAGUUUACUAUUUAAGGUUUUAUAAAUGUAAAUAUAUUUUGUAUAUUUUUCUAUGAGAAGCACUUCAUAGGGAGAAGCACUUAUGACAAGGCUAUUUUUUAAACUGCGGUAUUAUCCUAAUUUAAAAGAAGAUCGGUUUUAAAUAAGUUUUUAUUUUCAUAGGAUGAAGUUAAAGAAAAUAUUCAGCUGUACAUGCAAAGUCUGGUUUUUCCUGCCCAACUUCCCCUGGGAGGUGUGCUUUUUGUUGUUUAAUGUGCAGUUUGUUUGUGCCCUGUUGACAUAAACGUUUCCUGGGUUUGCUCUUUGACAAUAAAUGGAAAAGGAAGGUCACCCCGCUCCUUUGGGCCACUCCUCUCUCCGCACUGUCCUUCCUGGCCUGGCGCAGAGUGGUCAGAGGCGGUGAUCUACUUUCCUCAUCUUUCCCACUUCAGAGUUAGCAACCAAGUGGAAUGCACCCCGACAUUCCCGACACGUCUGCCUCGGAGACCACCUCGUUCCCUGCCCCGCCCACCACGCCCUGGUACCUGCAGAUGACCCACAGGCCCCAUGCCCUCUUCUGGGGCAGCCCGUUGAAACUGAAGCACAGUCUGACCACUCUCGAUAAAGCAGGUUUUCCUCGGCGUCAGCCACAAGGUUUCGGAGCAGUGGAGGCGGGAGGGCGCGGCCUCCACGCAGGACGCCCACUCCCACGGAAGCCUAGCCAAGCAACAGGGCGCGGCGCGCCGCUCCCGGCUCAUGGGCCUGCUGUGCCUUCCACCCUGGGCUCCCUGUUCUUCCGUGACCUUAAGGACUUUGUUGGGCGGCUUUGCUGGGACACUGUCACUGUUCCACUGUCACGCAGGGAGCCCAGCACUGUGGCCAGGAUGGCAGGCUUCCUUGCUGUUCUGGAGAAGUGCCAGCAGGGGCUGGGGAAAGCACUACCCAGACCUCACCUCCCUCCUCUUGCCCACGAACAAGACACAGUGGCCCCAGGGGUCCCACUAUUGUCUGGUUUCCUUUAUUAUUGCACUGUGUGAGGUUUUUUGUAAAUCCUUUAAUUCCUUUUUUUUUUUUUUUUUAAGGAAAAAACCUUAAGCUGCAUUUGUUACUGAAAUGAUUAAUGCACUGAUGGGUCAUGACUUCACCUUGAGAAAGACCCAAAGGCCAGUCUGGGGUGGGGGACUCAGCUGAACAGACCUGGUUACUGCCCUGCUAGGCCUCGCUGUACUGUGAGCCCCUCCUCGCUCUCCAUCAGUCCCAAGCCCCGAGCCAGGGGGAGCCCGCACCUUUCCCUCGGGCUGCAGCUGGUUUGCCUUGCCUUUCCCCUCCCCAUUAUAACCACAGAAACGAAUUCCACCGACAGCUCAGCCUUGAGUUCAUUGCCAAAAUUCAGCAUACCUGCCAGCAACUUGGGGAAUGAGCUAAGAAGGCAAAAGAUGGGAUAGCUAUCUUCAAAAUGACCGAAUUUGUUUUGAAAGUGAGCUAAGGAAUCUCCACACGAAAGUGCAGACUGAGGUACUGUGGUGGGUCAUUCCUAAGAAUCCCCCAAGGGGCACCCCAAUCCCUAAGGAGUCACAGGCUGCAAACCUGGCCAGUUCUCAGUGAGAACCAGCUCCCUUACAGCUUUGCUGCUAGAACCUGUUGUGGCUGCAUUUCCUGGUGGCCAGUGACAGCUGUGUCACCAGAAUAGCUGCAUGGCGCCGACCCUUUGGCCGGAACUCGGUCCCUUGGUCCCUCUGUUACUGUCCUCCACCUCCAGCACAACCCCUCCUUGUUUUUAGACCAAUAAGAAUUAAGGGGGAAGCCCUGGCAGCUAUAUAUGUUUUCGACCAGACUCCUUUGCUGGGAUCCAGUCCACCACCCUGCUUGCCUCUGUCCAACCCCCCGGCCAAUGCAGCGAGCACCAUGCAGCUCCCUUGAUUUCAAAAAAAACAAACAAAAAUCUUCUAAUGAAUGUAUCUUUCUAAAGGACUGACGUUCAAUCAAAUAUCCGAAAAUACUAAAGGUCAGAACCUUGUCAGAUGAUAACUUGUUUGAUUUGGGAUAUUUAAAUAGAAAUCAAUUUUUUUUCUUUUUAAGGAAAAGCGGGUCAUUGCAAAGGGCUGGGUGUAAUUUUGUUUCAUUUCCUUCAUUUUAAAGCAAUACAAGGUUAUAGAACAGAUGGUUUUAUGCUGAAUCAUGAAUACCAGUCAAGUCUCACACUCGGGAAACUUGCAACUUUUGUGUUUUGGUUUUCAAUAUAAAUAUGCUAUAUAUAGGAACUAAUAUAGUAAUGCACCAUGUAACAAGCCUAGUGCAGCCCACGGCUUUUAACUCUCAACACUAUAGGUAAGGGUUGUGUUACAGUUGCUCGUAGUGGCAGGAAAAUGUUGGCCUGGCGCUUCUCUGAUCCUCCAAAGUGGGGAGAAACCCAAACCACAAUGGGGGUGGUAGAAACAGCCCAUCCCAGGGGUCAGAAAGAUGCAGAAAUGGUGUCACCUGGAUCUGCCCUGCCAGUGAGUGUUGCCAGGCAGUACCUGUACCCCUUGUUUUUUCAUUUUGGUUAUGAAUGUUGGGGUUACCACCUGCUUUUAGGGGAAAUUGUGUUCUGUGCUCUCCUGGUAUCUUGUUCCGAGGUACUCUAGUUCUGUCUUUCAACCAAGAAAAUAGACUUGUGGUGUUUCUUUUCUUGAACUUUUAACAGUCUCUUUAGUAAAUACAGUAGUUGAAUAAUUGUUUCAAAAGCUCAACAGAUGACAAGCUUCUUUUCUAGAAAUAAGACACUUCUUGACAACUUUAUCAUGUAUAACAGAUCUUUUGGUUUUUUCCCUUGUGUUCUUCCAAGCUUCUGGUUAGAGAAAUAGAGAAAAAAUUUUAAAAAGGAAAAAAUGUGUCUAAAGUCCAUCAGUGUUAACUCCCUGUGACAGGGAUGAAGGAAAAUAACUUUAAUAGUUCAAAAAAUAAUAAUGCUGAAAGCUCUCUACGAAAGACUGAAUGUAAAAGUAAAAAGUGUACAUAGUUGUAAAAAAAAAAGGAGUUUUUAAACAUGUUUAUUUUCUAUGCACUUUUUUUUAUUUAAGUGAUAGUUUAAUUAAUAAACAUGUCAAGUUUAUCGCUGCA